CAAGGUCAGUCCAUGGACCAGUUAAGUGAAAAAGGAGUGGAAAUAACACAAAGUAAUAAAAAAAAGUAGGCUGCAAUACUGGAUGUGUUUGCUGAGUUUUUGAAUCUCUAGAAUGUUAAUCCUGGGCUACGCAGCUCUGCUCUUGUGUUGGAUGCAUUGUGGUGCACAAAGAGCUUGUGAAGAACCUCCUCCUAGGAGAGUAAAAGAAGUGCCUACUAAAAGAUGGGACAACCCUCCCUAUCCACAUGGGACUCAAGCAACAUACACUUGUCGGCCUGGAUAUGUAAAAAUUGGAAGAGUUGCAUUUCAGUGCCUUGAUGGAGCAUGGAAACAGCUGGCUCCAGUGACAGAAUGCAGAAAUAAACCCUGUGGACAUCCUGGAGACACUGAGUUUGGUUUCUUUGAACUUACCAGUGGAAGUGAAUUUGUGUUUGGUGCCAGAGUUGAGUACAGAUGUAACGAUGGAUACCAGAUGCUCAGCCAAAGGAAUUACCGUGAGUGUCAGGCAGAUGGAUGGAGCAAUGUCAUCCCUCACUGUGAAGUGAUAAAGUGUUUACCUGUACAAGAACCUGAAAAUGGAAGGAUAAUUAUGACUGGUGCAUUUGAGCUAGGCCAAGAAUAUUCAUUUGGCCAGGUUGUAAACUUUGAAUGUAAUGCAAAACACAAGCUUGUUGGAGCUGAAGAAAUCGUUUGCUCUGCUAAUGGAAAAUGGAGUAAUGAUGUGCCUCAGUGCAAAGAAAUUAACUGUGAUGUGCCAGAAAUUCCACAUGGAUAUGUCCGUUCUUCAAGGAAGUCUUACAAGGAAAAUGAACUAAUGCAGUUUUUCUGUGAAGAAGGAUAUAAAUAUGGUAACAGAGCAGAUGCACUGUGCACUGAAUCGGGAUGGAAUCCACCUCCCUAUUGCACUGAAAUUGUAUGCUCUCCUCCAGUAAUUUCCUUUGGGAACUUUAGACCUCAAAAAGACAAGUACACACUGGGUAAUACAAUUACAGUAGAGUGUGAUGCUGGGUAUCAUUUUAAAGUGACCACUGGCAGAACCACAGCUGAAUGCACCAAGAAUGGCUGGGUGCCUGAUCCAGCUUGUGUCCGGAAACCAUGUGACUACCCACCUAUAGAAAACGGCAGGUUAAGUGAUUCACAUGAGUAUCACAGACGCUAUUACUUUCCAAAAAGAUUUGGACAGACUGUAGAUUACUACUGCCUCGAUGGCUAUUCAACCCCCACUGGAACUGUCUGGGUUCGAAUUACCUGUUCUGAAAGGGGCUGGUUUCCAGAGCCAAAAUGCCUGAAAAAAUGUUCCAUCAGAGGGCUGGAAAAUGGUUAUUUCCCACACCACGGCUGGGACGAUUUUUACAAGGAAGGUGAAAGAGUCAGAUAUGGCUGCUAUAGUGACUACCAAGCUCAGCACGAAGAAGUCACAUGCACAAGGAAUGGCUGGGCACCUCCUCCGAGAUGUAUCCGUAAAAAAAAAUGCCAGGGUAUCAUUUUUGAGAAUGGCUAUUUGAACUCGGGGAGAACAACAUUCCGUUUAAAAGAUAAGAUCUCAUAUACAUGUCACGCUGGCUUUGUGACUCCAGAAGGAGAAGAAAUAGGAUACAUACAGUGCCAAGACAGCGGCUGGACUCCGCCUCCAAAGUGCAUCAAAUCAUGUAAAGCACCAGGGGACAUUUUGAUUCAUCAUACAAACAAAACUGUGUUCAUGCCUGAAGAUACAAUUGAGUAUUCAUGUUUGGAGGGAUAUAAAACUACAAAUAACAUGCCAACUGAUACCACAAUGUGUGGCAAAAAUGGAGAAUGGAGUCCAGCACCCCAGUGUCGUGAAAUCAAGUGUGUGCUGCUGCCAUUGAGCAAUGGAGAUUUCUCUCCCAAAGAGAGUAAAUACCACAGUGGAGCUGUUGUGAAAUUUACCUGUGCAAAAAACUACAUAAGGGUGGGACCUGCCUCUAUUCAGUGCUACCACUUUGGAUGGUUUCCAUCACCACCAGUGUGCCAAGUGAGUGUCAGAGGCUGUGGACCUCCUCCUGAAAUUACCAAUGGAAGUAUUCUUGAUGGCUCUGUGGAGCAGUACCAGCAUGGGGACAGAAAGCAAUAUGAAUGUAAUGGCGAAUUUAAGUUGGUUGGAUCAAAGGAAAUAGAAUGUAUUGAUGGACAGUGGUCAUCUCCUCCCUCUUGUACUGAAGACAAAAUGCCAUGUGAAUCACCUUCCUCUAUCCCAAAUGUUGUUCUGCAUCAGGCAGACCAGACCAAAUAUUCACAUGGGGAUGAAGUAACUUGUGGAUGUAAACCAGGCUCUGACAAUACUGAGGAAAUGAAAAUAAAAUGUCUUAAUGGAGAAUGGAAGCCUUUACCUGUUUGUGCUGAUUCAUCUCCUCAGUGUGUAAUUCCAGAGGAUAUUGAGCUGGUGCGCUCUGGCCAGUAUCCUAUGUCAAGAAGGAAGACUGGGUUCCAUAAAGUUAUACGUUAUACAUGUUCAUUAACUGAUGAAAAUGUUAAAGAGGCAGCUUGUGUGUCUGGCAGAUGGACACCAGAGAUUGCAUGUACAGCUGAGGAGAGUGUGUGCCCACCUCCACCUCAGGUGUCUGGUGCUCAGCAGACAACAGUAGCAAGAAGCUACAGGAAUGGGAGUAAAGCAGCUUUUUCAUGUCCUGAUGGUUUCCAUCUCGUCGGUACAAAGGAAAUAACCUGUACAGAAGGGAAAUGGCAAUCACCACCUCAUUGUGUGGAAAGACCAUGUUUGCCACCACAAUCUCUAGAAUGUGCUGAUGCUCCCAGACAGGAAAAUCCAAACUUAAAAAUUGAAAGAGAAGGGAAAACAAUUUAUCUGGCUGGUGCUCGAUUUAAGUAUGUUUCUCGUCCUGGAUACAAAUUAGAUGGACCAACAGAAACAAACUGCUCUAUGGGAAAAUGGACUGCAGCUCCUUCAUGCUUGGAAAUGCCAUGUGGAAGUGUUCCAAAAGUUGCUAAUGCUCAGUUUGAAGGCAGAGAGAAGAAACUUUAUGAGCCUGGUGAAACAAUUCGCUACCAGUGUGAUUCAGGGUUCCUGAUUGUUGGUUCCCCUGAAAUUAUCUGCAGAAAGGGAAAUUGGACAGCACCACCCUUUUGUGAAGAUGUCAGCUGUGGAGCUGCACCUGAAAUCCCCAAUGCACACAUUGCAAGCACUCCUCAGGAGCGGUAUCUGCCUGGUGCCAAAGUGCACUAUCAGUGUGAAAGCAAUUUUCAGAUGAUGGGUGGAAAUUACAUCUUAUGUUCAAAUGGUCAAUGGUCACAAGCACCAGUUUGCAGAGAUGUGACAUGUGAACCUCCUCCAGAAAUUGCAGGUGGUAGAAUUGAUGGCAUUAAAAAGUCCAGGUAUAUCCCUGGGGAGAGUGCAAAGUAUCAGUGCUGGAAAAAUUUUAAAAUGACUGGGGCUUCCACUGUCGUGUGCCAGAAUGGGACCUGGACACAGCUGCCAACAUGCAAAGGACGAGCUGGGAGAUGUGGCACACCUCCAGCUAUUCAAAGUGGAGAGCUUCUUGUCUUCCCUUUGCAAGAAUAUCAACAAGGAGACACUGUGGAAUACAAAUGCCCAAAUUUCUAUAUCUUGAAAGGAUCUCCAACAAUCACCUGUCUUAAUGGGCAGUGGACAAGCCCCCCAGUUUGUCUGGUGGCCUGUACGGCAUCAGAAGAAGAUAUGGACAGAAACAACAUUGAGCUCAAAUGGGUUUUACAAACCAAGCUGUACUCCACAUCGGGUGACUAUAUUGAAUUCCGCUGUAAACCGGGAUAUGUGGAAGACCCAAGUACAUCCAGCUUCAGAGUACAGUGUGUGGAAGGGACAUUGGAAUACCCACGGUGCACACUAGGAAGGAACUGUGCCCUGGAUAGGAACACUGUGGAAAAGAACAAUAUUCAGUUGCAGUCAUCCAGCCAGCCGAGCCAUUACUAUCACUCGGGGGACUCUGUUGUCUUUGAGUGCAAGCGUGGGUAUCGGCAGGUUUCCCAGAUGGAGAAAUUCAGAGCACAGUGCCUGGAUGGAGUGAUUACAUAUCCUGAGUGUGAAGAAUCAUCGUGGUUUGGGUAAAUGGAAAUGGCAUGAGGGAGCCCAGCUGUGGUAAUGAAAGAGCCCUCAACCAACUGGGUGAUUUGAGCUCAACUUUUCCUGGUGUUUCCCAUUUUGCUGUGCUUUGUUUGCAGCUUAGCCAAUGUUCUGUCUUGGAAUUUGUUGUUUUUGUUAUUGGAUGGUUGUUUUCAUAUUAUCCACAUUAGAUCUAGUUUUGUAAACGUAUUUACAUAUUAUGCAGCCAAAGGGUUGUGCUUGCAUUUUAUCUAUUCUAUGCUGAUCUCACUGUUAUCUUAUUAACAAUUGUGUCCUGAAAACAGGCUGGCUUUGGUGGCAUACUGAGACAAGAAUUAAAGCUGACAGCUAAUUUGAUUAUUAGCACACAAAGCGUGUUGUGCCUUGUCUAGUCCUACCUUUUUCUCCAUUUACUUGCUCGGAAAUGAGCCUGGAAUGAGUGUCCUGCAUGCUUGAGCAGAAAGAGCAAGAAAGAGGAGUCUCCUUUGAACAACUCAAGGAAGUCUCUAGCUAGAACUAGUUCUUCUGGUGGACUUGAUCCAGAUCUUGCCUGCAAAGGCAAGAUGUUAGGGUGAAAGUAAUUGCAAGUAAUUGGGAUUUAUAGGUGAAGGUGGGGACUAGUUCCUGAUACAGUCUGUGCCACCCCCAGCCCCAUCUGCCCUUCACAAACAAGUAGACAGUGCAUGGUGGAAAUCAGUGGCAGCCUGGCUGUGGUAGCCAUGUGCUAAUGCACUUCCUGAUUUAGAAGGGAGAGAAAAAAGCAAGUACCAGAGUAUCUCAUGCACCUUAGGAGAGCAGACUCCGACUUAUUUAAGAAAAGAGGAGAUGGGACGUCGCGCUAUAUUGGAAACAGCAAAGCAGUAUGACAGACUCUCUAGAUGAAUGUCACAAGACAGCAAAGUUUAUUAUUCCAUAUUUUCUUUUAUAGAUAGGUCCGAGAAGGUCCAAGAGGUAAAACUCUCAUCGGUCAUUAAACCAACACAUCACUAUUAUUGGACAAUUACAAAUUACACCCCUUGACUGUUUCUUGCAAGUAAACAACAUGGAUCCAAACAACACCUGCAAAGAUUGUUGUCCUUCUCCAAGGACUGUUUGGAUUCCUCCUUAUGAUUUCUCAGGCCAGAGUGAGAGCUAGUUUCACAGAGGCACUGUGCUCCUUGCCUGCUUUCAGCAACCAUAAUGGGAUUGCUUGGGAGUCAUAGGUGUCCAGAAAAGCUCAUAGGUCUUGAAGCACAGAAUCCUUCAAGCACAAGAUUAUUUAGUUCAGGAGGAAAAACUCAUCUCCCUGGACUGGCUUAUCUCAUCAGAGACUUCGCAGAGUUCUCUGAAGCAGAAAUCAAUGUACAGGGGAUUGAGGAAAAAACAGGCUCUGAGGUGAGUUGUCCAUGGCAUUGAUGUGACAUGUAUGGAUAAUGUUAGAAAAGCUGAAGCUCAGAAUGGCACUUACAAGGGACACCAAGGGUCACAGGAAAGUAUUCUAUUGCUACACCAGGAUUAAAACAAUCAAUAAGAAAAUGUGGCAUGUCAUUAAAACAGGUAGGUGAUUUACUGGCAGCACCCCCAUAUGAAGCUUGAGUAUUUGAUGCAUUCUUUGCCUCAAAGUUCAUCAACAAGAUGUUGCCCUCAUGUCUGCAAUCCCCCUCAUCCUGCCAUGUGGUCACAGCCAACACAGCCAGUAAUGGGGGUAAAUGAUUUCUGCUUUCAACAGCUGUUCCAGUGAGGGCAUUUUAAUCCCUUUCACUCCAUUUUCCCCAGUUUGCUCUGGAAGAGGAAGAGUAUUACUGUUAUAUAUACUGUGUAAAGUAUUUUUAUCAUCCUUUUAUUACACCUAUUGUUUGACUAGGUUUUGACUAAAUAAGCAGAAUUUGUCUAUUCCUGAAUGCUUUUAUUUCUUUUUCUGUUUUAUUCAUUCAUGUAACUCUUGUAAAAGCCUUGGAAACUCAGAGCAGCAUAUAUAUUAUGAUUCUACAGACAGAUGAGUUUAGACAUAGACAGAAAAUACCCUUAGAGUGGAUUUUUUAUUAAAACAGAUUAAAAUGGAUGCAAGGCAAACAUUGUCCAUAUUCCUGGAUUUUCUUCACUGCUGUAGCCCCACUUGUUCUCGGGCAGAACUGUGGAGAUAGAACUGGUUGGGCAUCAACUUAAGACUGUGGGAUUUUAGCAAGUCUGCUCAAAUAAAGUUAUGCUUCCAGAAUGUUCUUAGUUUUCUCCCCUGCUUGAUUGUCAUUUGCCACAUUAUUUUUAAUAUUUGUAAUCUCAGUCUGUGAUUGGAACCCUGCCUUCAGUCCCACCCUCAGAUCUUCCUUAUAUAUAUUGUUGUACCCACGUUUUUUGCACCUUUUGUGGUUGACCCUAUACUGUGUGUUCACCUUCUGCCGUUUGUUAUUUUGCCAUUAAAGCAGUUUUACUUUUUGGGUCACCCAA
Molecule: messenger RNA, 6478 nt
Organism: Parus major (Great Tit)
Lineage: Eukaryota; Metazoa; Chordata; Aves; Passeriformes; Paridae
Gene: CFH
Product: complement factor H
Exons: 24
Coding region: 113-4060 (1315 amino acids)
Source: RefSeq, a predicted model, not a curated record